CCGUCACAAGUGAAUGAGGGGCAGAGGAAGUGUCUGCUCAGUUGCCGGAGCCUGCCCAGGAACCAGCCUCACACCAUUUGGGGACGCAGCUGAGCGUAGCAGCCCCUUGGCAAGGCAGCGGUGCUCCCCGGCUCCCCAGUCAUGUCCUGGCAGCUCUCUGCAAUGGUGGUGCUCUUCGUGUCCCUGGCCGUGAUCCUGCAUUAUGGUGGUCACACGAGAGCCAAGCUGUUUCCAGAAAUCUCAGGCUCUUCUCCAUCCACAACAGCAGCAACAGUACAGGCCCCAGCAAAACCUUCUCUCCUGCGGCCCACUAACCAUGUGCCUCACAAAACUUUGGCAACAAGAUCAACGGAUGGUCAUGUCACCUCUCAAAUAGCUUUCACAACCUCCAACUCUGAGACCCUGACCACCCACACAACCAUAAAAAUUCCAGCAACAACUUCCCUGGUAACUACAAACAGCACCUCAUCUACCAGCCCAAUAACCCACACCCUGGUCACAACCCUGGCCGUACCCAACAAGUCACACACAACUUCAGUCACUGAGGCUACAGUCGGUCCCAGCAUGGGUCCCAGUUCAUCACCACCUACCAUCACCCCACCAGCCCACACAACUGGAAACAGGCCCUCGACUGUCAGCCACACCACUGGGAAAACCACCCAACCCAGGAGCCAGACCAUCCUUCCAGCAACGCUGUCUGCCUUACCACACAGCAGCACAAUUAGUCAGAAGCCUACUCUACCCACCAGCACCCCAGGUCCAACCACAACCGCACAUAAUACCACCCAAACAGCCUCACCUGCUCCCACAGCUCCAGGGCCCACCCUUGCACCUCAGCCGUCAUCAGCCAAGACUGGAAUUUAUCUCGUUCUAAAUGGAAGCAGGCUCUGUAUCAAAGCAGAGAUGGGGAUAGAGCUGACAGUUCAAGAUUCAGGGACGGUUCUUUCACCCCUAAGAUACUUCAGCAUCGACCCCAAUGCAACUCAAGCCUCUGGGAACUGUGGCUCCCGAAAAUCCAACCUUCUCUUGAACUUCCGGGGUGGAUUUGUGAAUUUCACAUUUACCAAGGAUGAAAACUCCUAUUAUAUCAGUGAAGUGGGAGCCUAUUUGACUGUCUCAAAUCCAGAGAAGGUUUACCAAGGAAUGAAAAAUGCUGUGGUGAUGUUUGAGACUGUGGUCGGGCAUUCCUUCAAGUGUGUGAGUGAACAGAGCAUCCAGCUCUCACCCCACCUUCAACUGAAAACAACGAAUGUCCAACUUCAAGCCUUUGAUUUCGAAGACGACCACUUUGGAAAUGUGGACGAGUGUUCAUCUGACUACACAGUUAUGCUUCCCGUGAUUGGGGCCAUCGUGCUUGGGCUCCUCACUGUGGGUUUGAUUGUCUAUGGAAUCCGCCUAAAGCGUGAAUCAUCUGGAUACCAGAGAUUCUAACUGCUGCCAGGGGAAAAGAAAACCAUGGAGUUUAGAGGAUUCUUUCAUCGUUUCCUGGAUGUUGAGGACUUCCCUUAGUGUGGUUCCUUCCAACAGCGUAACCCAUCAUCUUUCACAGAAACCAAAUCAUUUCUGAUUUAAGUUCAAGCAGCAUACCAAUUUCUAAAUAUUUUUUGUUCGUCUUACAAAAUAUCUAGUGUGCUUUUUAAAAAUAUGUUCUAGUUUCCUUGAAAAUAUUUUAACCACUCAAAGUCAACAUUUGAGAUACAUUAACAUAAUGUAUGUAAAAUGGUAUAUACUCCGAAUUAUAGUCCAAAGCAGCAAUUGUAAUUAACGCUACUUGUGUUCACAUUGGGGGUUUUAUUUUAUCCUUAACCUUCUCCAUUUUUAAAAAUGCUUCUGUUUUGUCUAUAAAAUGGAUUUUCAAUGCUUUUACUAUCCAUGUUUUAUAUGAUGUACAUUUGCCUGGCAAUUGAUUUACCUCCUUUUCCACUUCAAGUGUUUUCUAAAAAGCAUCAAAAAGAACAACAUAUCACAAGUUGUCUAGGUUUUUAAUGUGACACCAGGAGGAAUAAAUCAGCUUAUGUUUUUAUCUUGGUGAGUCCUGCUCCAGAAUCACUUAAGACUAAGAACUAGGUGGCUAUGGACAACAGAAUAAGCAUGAAACAAUAAUAAUGGCCCUUCAAUAUUGACCACAUAUGUGCCCAACACUAGGUUAAGCACUUUAUAUACAUCUCAUUUAACUUUCACAACUUACAUAUGAGUAAACUCAGACUUAAGGAAAUUAGUCACUCAAAUGUCAUCCAGCUCACAAAUGACAGAGCCAGAAUUUGAAUUACUUUUGGUCUGGUACCAAGGACUCUGGUCUUUUCCACUACAGCAAGGGGCCUCCAAAAACAAUGACUCUAAGUGCUGCCUGAAGCCUCACACCGGCAUAUGCUCCCUUCUUAAAGAGGAAAUGAUUUUGUCCAGAAUCAUGAGAGAUUAGGGUCCAUGAAAGGAGGGCUUAAUGGAAAAUGAAAUAGCCUGUCUUUAUAAAGUGCUUCAGUCCCUUGAAAGAAACUGAGGGGCUCUAUAAAAUACUCAUUUCUCAUUCUAUGGGAUUGUUAAACUGUGAUUCUAAGGACAAAGGAAUGUAGUAAACUUCUCAAGGUAUUUUUUUUUAUUUCUUUGAUAGUAGAGAAAUCUAACUGCUAACCAAUUUUUCUUUCCUGAAUGUAGAUCCCCCUCUUGUGGUAAUUUGCCUCUUCUGCAGUAUAUAGCCACAUUUUCUACUCUAGUUCACUUUAUUCUGUGGAGCAGCCUGCUAAGAGUUUUAUUCCUCCUUGUUUUUACUACCAAAAAAAAAAAAAGGAACUAAGUCAGGAUAUUAACAGAAAAGACCACACACCCCUAUCAUUUUUUAUUAAAGGAAUAAUUGAAGUCACCCUAGAGAACAUAUUGACUUCCCUGAGUUGUUCUCUUAGGACUCAAUAGGGUUGGCAAGGUCCUAACUUUAGUCUUAAUAGAAUAGUGAAUUGUUUUAAAAGUUUUGUAAUUAAAAACUUAUUUUGGAGAUUUGUUUAUGUCAUUCAUUUUUUAUAAUUUGUGUUAUUAAAAGUUUGUUUACAAUUA
Camelus dromedarius (Arabian camel) is the source of this 3045-nucleotide messenger RNA. It is a transcript of the gene LAMP3, whose product is annotated as lysosomal associated membrane protein 3. Gene Ontology annotation, biological process: establishment of protein localization to organelle. The transcript has 6 exons. Gene Ontology annotation, cellular component: plasma membrane; late endosome membrane; lysosomal membrane. Lineage: Eukaryota; Metazoa; Chordata; Mammalia; Artiodactyla; Camelidae. The record is from RefSeq and is a predicted model, not a curated record. Bases 142 to 1431 code for a protein of 429 amino acids.